AUGAGUCGAUUUCAAUUGCUAUUCCAUUCGCUUACGUACCCUGCUAUCAGCAUGACGACAACCGCCGCUAGCAAGCCCCCUUAUGGUGUGUACACGCCCCUCGUCACCUUUUUCCACGAAGAUGAGUCCAUCGACUUUCCUGCCGUUGAGUCGCACGUCCGGCGCAUGGCCGAGGCUGGCGUAGCCGGCCUCGUGCUGCAGGGCAGCAACGGCGAGGCACCGCAUCUUGACCACGAGGAGCGGCAAGAGGUGAUUACCAGGACCCGCUUGACGCUGGACAGCCUGGGCUACGAAGACACCAAGCUCAUCGUGGGCUGCGGCGCUCCGAGCGUCCGCGAGACGCUCAUAUAA
Molecule: messenger RNA, 351 nt
Organism: Didymosphaeria variabile
Lineage: Eukaryota; Fungi; Ascomycota; Dothideomycetes; Pleosporales; Didymosphaeriaceae
Exons: 2
Coding region: 1-351 (116 amino acids)
Molecular function (GO): 4-hydroxy-tetrahydrodipicolinate synthase activity
Source: RefSeq, a predicted model, not a curated record